AUGUCGUCCAACAGGAGACCUACAACUGGAAUAGGGGGUGUAAAUGAAUCUCCUACAGCUGACGCGUACUCUUCACGGAAACGUGGUUCGGUAUAUGGCCUCUCCGGCGUCCCUCUCGAUGUUCUAGCGAGUCCAUCAGAGGCUUCAGAUAUGCUCUCCCCUCUCAGGGCAGCUAAUCGACUCAUAGAAUCGAUUCUCGAGGCUAUUCAGGAAAUCAAUGAUAAUGAACCCGAAUGGACGGAACUUGCACACCAUCUCGAAGGGUAUUGGUCCGAUAUCGAGAACAGGAUUGAAUCGUUCAAAGACUAUUCCUCAGAACAAGGGCCAUCGACGACGCUUUCAGGCGGCCCUUCACCGUAUAUGUCGAGUAUAUUUCUCAAGGAUCUUCACGUUAAAAUCGCCAAUCUUAGGCAUAAACGCAGGGCCCCAGUGGACCUAUUUACCAAACGACGCAGAAUGAAGAUUGACCCAGAACUCGUAUUCGAAUUCGGUCGAAAUAUUGACGACCAGCAUGGGAAAUUCAUGGAGGCGAUCAGUCUCUAUACCCCACACUGCUUUCAUCCUUUGAAAGAAUGUCUCAAUAAUACCAAGUCCAAGGCGAUGAAUAAUCUCACACAAGGCGAAGCAAGUGCCAUAUUGCAGCUACCAAUGGCAGCAUUUUCGGUUUCUUCGGUCCACAGAACUUGUCUUCAAGGGACGCGUGAAGCUGUGCUUCAGACCAUCUGGAGGUGGGCUCGCGAUGAUAGCGCAGAGAAACCGAUAUUCUGGCUCUGUGAUAUAGCCGGUGCGGGCAAGUCCACAGUCGCAAUGUCCGCAAUAGAAGCAUGGCAAAAUCAAGGAACCCUAGGGGCACACUACUUCUUCUCGAUGACCAGUUGCGAAGGAUCCAGUGUGGACAAGUUCUGCUCGACCAUCGCAAGACGUCUGGUCGAGCACAUACCCGAACUUGCGCCACGAAUUGCCCAGGCUGCUAAGCAGAACCCAUCGGUCAUGCGGUGCCCAUUGAGCGAGCAAUUUCAAACGCUCGUCACUAGCUCGCUUCAUUAUUGGUCUCACCCCGUGAUCAUUGUCAUAGACGGCAUUGAUGAGUGCAAAUCUGGUGCACAGCGGAAGAAACUCCUAAACACGCUUGCGAUGGCUGCUCGCGAGUGCAGCAGACUCAAGAUACUCAUCACCAGUCGCCCAGACCCUGUGAUUGAGGGGAUCUUACAGCCGAUCUCGAUUAAAUCAAAACUAGAUAUUGGCCCUCACGACUUCAAUCAUGGUACCGACGAUGACACUGCGCUCUAUAUAAAUCGAUCUCUAACUGGCGUGCUACCCGAGGACAAGAGACAAUUACUGUCUCAAAAGUCUCAUGGGCUAUUCAUUUGGGCGAGUAUCGCUUGCCAAAUCAUCAACGAGAAUACAGCGGAUUCUUCGAGCAUAUGCGAGCGCUUGAUCGCAAUGGACGGGAGUGGCAAUAUAGAAGACCUAUACGACCUUGUUUUCGAGACCACCGAUCCAGGCUUCCACUCGACGAUGCGUGCUAUGCUAGCGCUCCUGCUUGCAUUAUUCGAACCGCUCACAUCCAACGAUAUGAACGAUCUCUUCAAGUAUGCCGGAGUCCACGGAAGCAUUGACUCACUCGUACGGAAACUUCGAAGCGUAGUUUUCCAGGACCGCGAGACCGGUGUAAUCCAAUUUCGUCAUUCGACCUUCGUCGAAUAUCUUGGACGUCGCUGCACCGCUCCACCUAUCAAUCGUCACGACAAGCUAUUUAUCGAUGUUACGAACGCACAUGGUCGUAUCGCGUCAUGGUGCCUCAAAGGCCUCAAGGAGAAUCUCAGAUUCAACAUAUGCAAUCUCGAGUCGUCAUUCUACCUAAAUCACCAGGUUCCAGACAUCCAUGAGAGGGACAGCGCUCCACAUAUCUACAUCUCAGCACUUCCUUUCACUCCCACAAAGUCGAUGCUCCAUGUUGAGGGUAAAAAGGUGUAUCGAAAUACCCUUACCGUGACUCAGGGUCUUCAAGAAGACUACAGUGGUCCACCCGAAACGCUUCAUGGCCACGAGGAUUCGGUCAGAGGUAUCUCAUUCUCAGCAGAUGGCUCGAUGUUUGUCUCCGGGUCCGCGGAUACUACAAUUCGACUUUGGGAUGCAGACACAGGUCAGCCAGUAGGUGAGCCAAUCCGAGGUCACACAGACUCCGUUUUGGCUAUUGCCUUCUCGCCAGAUGGCUCGAAAAUUGCCUCUGGCUCAUCCGAUCAGACGAUUCGAGUGUGGGAUGUAGAGUCAGGGCAAAUAAUAGGAGAACCGCUUCAAGGCCAUGAGCACCGAGUCAGUUCGCUAGCUUUCUCACCUGAUGGAUCACGAAUCGUCUCCGGCUCAUGGGAUUUCACCGUCCGACUAUGGGAUGCAGACCUGGGGGCGCCAGUCGGGGAGCCACUUCGAGGUCACGAAGAAUGGGUGACGUCCGUCGCAUUCUCACCGAAUGGAUUACUCGUUGCAUCCAGCUCCUGGGAUAAAACAAUUCGACUGUGGGAGGCAGAAACUGGCCAACCCGCCGGUGAACCACUACGCGGCCACGAGAGUUGGGUCAAUUCUGUCGCAUUCUCGCCUGAUGGAUCCAAACUUGUCACAACUUCAUGGGAUAUGACAAUACGACUAUGGAACGUGAAGACUGGGAUGCAGCUGGGAACCGCAUUCGAAGGUCACGAAGACGAUGUAAAUGUAGCAGUGUUCUCGCCAGACGGGUCAAGGAUUAUCUCCGGCUCGUUGGACAGCACAAUUAGAGUGUGGGAUCCGGCCAACAGCAAGCAGGUAGGAAGCGCACUUCAAGGCCAUCACGACUCGAUCAUGACCAUCGCAUUUUCGCCAGACGGCUCAACAUUUGCCUCUGGAUCCUCUGAUGGCACCAUUCGAUUGUGGGAUGCCAAGGAAAUUCAACCGGUAGGAACGCCGUGCCAAGGUCAUGGUGAUUCAGUCCAGGCCGUCGCAUUCUCGCCGAGCGGGGACCUGAUAGCAUCCUGCUCUUCCGACGAGACGAUUAGACUCUGGGACGCAACUACUGGCCGACAGGGCACGAAAGGGGGUGUUGAUGCAAUUGCAUUCUCCCCCGAUGGCUCUCUCCUCGCUUCGGGCUCAGUUGAUGCUGAAAUUCGACUGUGGGAUGUAAGGGCCCACCAGCAAUUGACAACACCACUUCGCGGUCAUCACGAUUCAGUCAACGCUGUCGCAUUCUCUCCAGACGGCUCGCUUAUUCUUUCUGGCUCAGCGGACAAUACGCUCCGACUUUGGGACGUAAACACUGGUCAGGAAUUGGGAGAACCCUUCCUAGGCCACAAGGGAGCAAUCCGUGCCGUCGCAUUUUCCCCAGAUGGCUCGCGAGUUGUCUCUGGCUCCGACGACGAAACAUUAAGGCUUUGGAACGUGAACAGUGGUCAACCUCUGGGUCCUCCGAUUCGGGGUCAUGAGGGCUCCGUCCGAGCUGUCGGAUUCUCGCCAGACGGCUCACGGAUCGUCUCUGGCUCUUUCGAUCGAACGAUUCGAUUGUGGAAUGUGGAAACUGGACAGCCGUUAGGAAAAUCGCUCGAAGGACAUGAAGAUUUGGUUCAUUCCCUGGCAUUCUCACCCGACGGGCUGAGAAUCGUCUCUGCCUCUGAAGACAAGACUCUUCGAUUUUGGGAUGUGCGUAAUUUUCAACAGGUGGGAGAACCCCUUCUAGGUCACCAGAAUGCAGUCAAUUCCGUGGCAUUUUCCCCAGAUGGUAUACUUGUCGUCUCCGGCUCAUCCGACAAGACCAUUCGACUGUGGAACGUCAACACUGGUCGGCAGUCACAAGAGAUGCUCCUUGAUCAUGAUCAGCCCAUUGAAGCUAAAAAAAUAUCCCCAGAAACUCUAGGAAGGCUCCCUGACUCGAAUGAUGAAUUGGAACUCGAUACAAUCACCUCAGGUCAUUCGCAGAGUGAAGGGAACGAAUUCGCCGACUCAAAUACCGACCUUCGACCCGCGAACAGCACGUCGCCAUGUAUUUCAUUACGCACCAUUGCACCUGGAUUUGGAGAGGGGAUUCUUAUGCCAGAUGGUUGGGUGAAGUCAUCCGGUAAAUAUCUCUUCUGGGUACCACCUGAGAACCGGCAUGGGCUACAGCACUCACCCCGACUGACAAUACCAAUAAAUGGCCCCCUCCGAGCGACCCGCCUGGACUUUACCAGGUUUCGUUGUGGCUCAUCUUGGACCAACGUUCGACAGAUUACCGAUCACUGA
Messenger RNA from Serendipita indica DSM 11827, 4245 nucleotides. NCBI's taxonomy places the organism in Eukaryota, Fungi, Basidiomycota, Agaricomycetes, Sebacinales, Serendipitaceae. The record is from the annotation of a GenBank genome assembly.